This is a messenger RNA of Chondrus crispus (carragheen), 99 nucleotides long. The record is from the annotation of a RefSeq genome assembly. Lineage: Eukaryota; Rhodophyta; Florideophyceae; Gigartinales; Gigartinaceae.
AUGGUACAUGAAAUAAUCCAAACAAGUAUAAUUAGUUCAACUUUAAUAUUGUUAGGACUAAUUUUAGGAUUUGUAUUAUUGAAAAUUCAAGGUGAAUAG